UUGCCUAAUUAGAGUCAACACCAAAAUGUUUUCAAAAUUCCAAAAAGCAUCAGAUAAGGCGAGAAUAUUUUUAUAAAACAAGACACUUGUUUUCACUACAUGUUUUCAGAAUCAAAAGCAAAUACAUAUGGCAAAGAAGACUUCUUCUUCUUCUAAAAUUCAGACGCUGUACGAGCUUUGUAGAAAGUCCUUUACGCCCUCGGAGACAGCUCCUCCUUCCUCUCAAGCCGUCCACAGUAUCUGCUCCCUCUUGGACGCUAUUGGCCCUGCUGAUGUAGGGUUAAAAGAGGACAGUCAAGAUGAUGAUCGAGGACUUGGAAUAUUUGGACUUACUGGACUGAAUAGAGCAGCCCGAUGGGCUCAACCAAUUACAUAUUUGGACAUAUAUGAAUGUGAUAGUUUCACGAUGUGCAUUUUCUGCUUUCCAACUUCCUCAGUUAUUCCACUCCACGACCAUCCUGGGAUGGCCGUUUUUAGCAAAGUUCUAUUUGGAUCUAUGCAUGUCAAAGCUUAUGACUGGAUUGAACCUGCUUGUUUCCAAGAAACCAACAGGCCAGCGUCUCGUCCAGUGAGAUUGGCAAAGUUGGCAGUCGAUAAAGUUUUAACACCAGAAUGUGGGACAUCAAUUUUAUAUCCAAAGAGUGGGGGAAAUUUGCAUUGCUUUACUGCAGUCACACCAUGUGCUGUCCUUGACAUUCUCACGCCUCCUUACAGAGAGGAUGCUGGCAGAAAGUGUGCAUACUAUGUUGACUACCCUUAUUCAACCUUUGCUGCAGAAAAUGGAGCUGGGAUGAUUGAUGGAAAAGAAGAUUAUGCAUGGCUUGCUGAGAUAGAUACACCAGAUGAUCUUUACAUGCGCUCUGGAGUAUAUGCUGGCCCGAGUAUUCAGGUUUAGCUUGUAUGACGAAGAUCAAUGCUUGUGCACAUGAUUCUUAUGGCCUUAUUAUGAGCUGUUGAUACCAGAGAAAAUCUGUCAUUUUAACUGCAUUGAUCACAUUAUUCUCAGGUUUAUGGACAAUUCUCCUGCCUUCACUAACAAUCAUGCAUGGGCUUAGUAAACAGCCAUCCAUGCAAGUUAAUUGGCUGUAUUUACUGAGAAUAUGCCCAAGCUUUUGGUUGCAGUAGUCCUGAUGUUAUAUUAUUGUCCCCGUUCUGUUUUACUUAUUAGUUAGAAAUUCUGGUUUAGGUAGAAUAUGGUUUAUCUUUUUAUGCACCAACAAAGAAACCUUUAGCAAGAUCCUAUGUUUAAAGAACAAUCUUAUAGACAUUCUUGUGUGAUAUCCUUACUGCCGCAUUUACUGUAAGUUUGUAAUUGUUGCUAAUAAACUUUCAAGGUCAAGAGGCAAGAGUGAUAUUUGGGGAAUUAAAUUCUUUCGCUGACCAA
This is a messenger RNA of Mangifera indica (mango), 1384 nucleotides long. RefSeq names its product plant cysteine oxidase 3-like. Gene Ontology annotation, molecular function: oxidoreductase activity, acting on single donors with incorporation of molecular oxygen, incorporation of two atoms of oxygen. The coding region runs from base 128 to 895 and encodes 255 amino acids. The record is from RefSeq and is a predicted model, not a curated record. Lineage: Eukaryota; Viridiplantae; Streptophyta; Magnoliopsida; Sapindales; Anacardiaceae. The transcript has 5 exons.